Molecule: messenger RNA, 6198 nt
Organism: Rodentolepis nana
Lineage: Eukaryota; Metazoa; Platyhelminthes; Cestoda; Cyclophyllidea; Hymenolepididae
Source: the annotation of a GenBank genome assembly
AUGACGGAGAGUGUCUUUUCUAAUGUUCGAUAUUACGUCAUAGAUAGCGAAGAUAACCAGUUGGUUGAUGACUUGAAAUUUCUUGGUGCAACUUCUUUCCCUGCAUUGACUGACAGUUUAAAAUUUGCAAUUAGCGACAAAGGUGAUUCUGCCGAAGUUUAUGAAGCCGAAGAACUUAUUGGUCUCUAUGUUGUUACUUCGUCAUGGGUUCGUAAGUCGAUUGCCAUGAAUGCAUUUCUUCCUUUUAAACCCUUCCAUCCGAAGUUUAAAAAAAUUUUCAAUGGACUGAAUGUUGUAAUAACAGAGUUGCCGGCAAACGAUGUACUCAAGCUAACCGCUCAUCUCACUAUUCGUGGAGCAAGUUGUAGUGGAGUACUCGAUUCAAGCACAUCCCAUCUCAUUCUUGGUCGAGCUUCUGGGUUUCUUUAUGAACGGUGCAAAGCACAUUUUCCAAGUGUUCGCAUGAUCUCCCCUGAUUGGGUCGUUGAAUGCCUGAAAGGUCAAGAACUUAUCGAUUGUGAAAACUAUAACAUUGAGCUCCUAAUCAAACCUGCUCCACCGAAGCCCCCCAUCAUGCCCAAACCCCCUUCUGUCCAUCUAAUCGAUCAAUCAGUUGCUCAAAAGCAACUACCACAGGGCUUGGCUACCCAUCUUGGUGGUAUCGGAACUUCUGUUUCCGCUAUCGGUACUUCGAUUGAUGGAACGCAUCGAAUUCUCUCUACGAAUGCUGGUGUAAUUGGAUUUACAACAAGUGGAGUACCUGUGGUCUCCCAGGCACCUCCAGCACCAAUCCCUACAACUUUCCACCAACAGCAGCAAAUGCAUUCACAUCUUCCCGAAUCGAAGCCCACCAAGGCUUCCAGUAAAAGCAAGGCGAACAAACACCCCAGCGAACAGGGCUUGAAUGAAGAACAGAAGGAUGCCAUUGUUAUGCAGAACGUCAAAACCAUAUUGGGUUCUCAAGCUAAUCGAAAUAAGGAUAAUGCAUCGAAUCGAGGAGAAGGUCAGUUGCCGGGAGCCUUUUUACCUACCGGGUCAGCCCCUAUAGCUACUGUUGGAUCUCAGCGAAAACCCAAGUCGCCUAAAUCUCCAGCAAAUCGUGGCUCGAAUUCCUCAGUCGGUGGUAUGUUAGUUGCCAAUAAAGUUGGCCCUGGAGGACAAAAGGGGGGAUCAAAGGGUGGAAGUAGUGUAGGAGCUAAAAGAAGCGGAGAACUGGCUGAAAUUGCCCCUCAACAUGUUCAGCCUCAGCCACAGGGUCAACAACAGUUUGCUACUCUAACAGUAGAUGCCUCUGGAGCAGCUACCACUCAACUCUUUCAACAUUCCACAGUGUUGGUUGCAGCUGCCCCUGCUGCUCAACCUGGUGCCCAAAUGACUGCUGCCGGUGGGCCAAGAACAGCAGCGACUGCUGCUCAGCAGAAUGGAGCUUUUCUUCUACAACAGCAGCAACAACAACAUCAACAGUAUCAACAACAAGCUCUUCUGGCUGCUCAGAGUCAAUUUCAGAAGAAUAGAAUGGCUGCACCUCAACAGGUUCAAGUAUCUCCACUCCUGCUGCAAAGUGCUCAAGGUCAAACUCGGGCUACGACAGCAACAUUUAUCGUCCGAGCUCCCUCCGAUAUCCAACUGGGUCAGGCCGUCACUGCAGGUCCAGACUCUGUUCAGGCCCUCCUAGAUAGCAACAACAAUGCAGCUAUUAAGGAGGGACAACAGCAGCAAGUAAUUUUGCAACCUGCUUCCGGUCAGGCUACUCAACAACAGCACUUGAUACAUCUUCAACAGCAGCAGCAGCAGCAGCAAAGAAGAUCAUCUUCACCUUCUUCAGCAAAUCCAGGGGGUGUACUCUCCCCGGUCUUUAUCCAGGGUCGUCAGCCUCAACCUCUUCAACAGCAGUAUAAGCAGCAAGGUCAAAUGCAAGUCCAGAUGACGGGUUUGCAAACCCAGCCUGCUAUUCGACCUCAACCACAGCCGUCACAAAAUAGACCUUCUGCUCCUCUUCAAGCUCAACAGGGAGGCAUUCGUCACAAUAUCCCCCCUCUACAGCCAUCUAAUCAACAGCAGCAACAGUACGCCCAACUCACUCAGCAACAAGCUAAGCCUACUGCUCAUCAAAUGGGAAGUCAGGGUCAGGCGCACCAACAACAAAUAAUAAUUCAAACCUCUGCAGGAGUUCAACAAGUCGUAACGGCCCAGGAACUCAGUAAUGCCCAAUACACACAGAUGCGUGCAGUAACACCGGCAGGUCAAGGUACAUCGCCUAGACCGACGACAACGAGUAUUAUCGGCUCGUCUGGUUAUACUCAGCAACAUCAGCAACAGGAACAGGUUUUGACAAGUAAUGGUAUCGUUUCCUCUUCCACUGCCUCUUCCAACAUACUCUAUCAUAGCUCGGUGCCUACCGCUGCAGCUGCGGCUUUUGCUGAUGCUUCUACUGGCAUUCCUCAAGAUCGUGUUGCUUAUAUCACAUCGAUUCCUCAACAACAACAGCCACAAGCACCAGGUGGAAGACUUCAGCAAACAAUACUCCAAGGUCAGGGUCAGCAACAACAGCAGACUAUGAUCAACGUAUCUGGAGGACGAGUUAUACCAUCAAGCCUGGCCGGAGCCCCAGCAUCCAUCCUUCAAGCGUCACAACAGCAAGCAGUUGCCAUUCAACAAGGUCAAUUUUAUGGACAAUCGACAGUCCCCUCUCAACCACCCCAGCGUAUCCUAGUGCAGUCACCCCAACAGCAAUCUCAGGGAAUGCUUGCCACCCAAGGACAAAUUCCAGCUGGAGGCGGUUUCAUUCAACAGCAACGGCAACAGUUGUUGCCCCAACAGCAGCAAAUGAUGACCCGUGGCCCCAUGAACAACUCACAGAUCCGACAAAUGAUGACUGCGCAAUCUAUUCAACAAACGAGACACAUUGCACCCCCGCCCCCUCAAUAUCGACCUGGUGGUUACGUGCUACCAUCCCGACCUUCUCUUAAUUCUGUCUCUCAAACUACAGGUGGUGCCUAUGGACCGAAUACAGCAACUGGGGUUAGAGCUCAACAGAUGCAACAGAUUAAUCCGGCUGUUCAACAGCAACAGGCUCAGAUUGCACCACAAGUGCCUCCUGGUUUUCAAUUGCCCAACUUCAAAGGUCAUGUCGGCUACAACUGCCCUACAGCCCAUGAGGACUGCCUAAUUGGCUGUGUUAUGAUGCUGGUUGGAUAUACAAACUUCUCGGAGUCUACUAGAGCUCUCUGGAAAAAGAUUAUACGCUCAUAUGGUGGGGAAGUUGUCAACACUUAUGUUCCUACUCGAGUAACACAUGUCAUAAUGGACUGGAAACUGGGUGAUGCAGCUCUUUAUGAACAGGUACUUCGUGAUCGAAAGAGAGUGGUGACGAUCUAUUGGCUGAACGACGUCCUUGCAAAUGGUCAGAUGGUCCCUCCAUUCGAAAUCAUCCACCUUCCAUCCGCAUUCGCUCCCUUCUGCACCCUCAAAGCUAUCAGAGCGCAGAUAAUCUCCAUAACUGGUUUUGAGGGCACCGAGAAGCUGAAGGUGGAGGCAAUCAUCAAACAAAUUGGAGCUACCUAUACGGACUAUCUCGAUGAGAUGAACACUUUCCUUGUCUGUAAAAAACCUGAAGGCGAGAAGUACAAAAUGGCUAGGCAUUGGGGUGUUCGAUGUGUAAAUUUACGCUGGCUUCAGGAUCUCUAUUUGGGAGACGCUAGGACCUUGGAUAUACGUGUCCCACACAAGUACCUCUGUUUUGACAAAAUGGAUGUCACUAUUGCCCUAGAGCUUCGUACUGCUGAAGUUCAAGAAAUGAUGAUUGGCUGGAAUCAGGGAAUUUGUGUCACGCCUGCAUCUUGGGAGCGCUUGGGGAAAUUGCGGGAAAUUUUGCUCCAGGAGGAGAAGAAAGAGGAAGAGGCAAAGGCUGCCCUUCAAUGUCAAAAGGAAAUUGAAGCUGGAAAGAAUGAUGAAGACGCUAAAGAGAAUAGGUUUGUCUUACCCCCCCUCACGGCGGAAGAAGUGGAAAAAUCAAAGACCGGUAAACUUCGAUCAACGUUGCUGCGCGAGGAGGCGAAUAAAGUGGCAGCUCAUCGAGCCAAAUUAGCCGCUGAAGCUGCCACCGCCGCUGCUGCUUUGGCUGCCCAACAACAACAACAACUCUAUCCGGUCCAAACUAAUCCCCAAGGGCAACAGAUCACCACACCGUCUCUUACUUGCCAAUCACUUCCAAUCUCCCUACCGCCCACUUCCUCCGUUUUUCCAGCCACUGGAAUGCCCACUCAUUUCACACAAGCUCAAACAGCAUCAACCCAACCAAUUCAGUCUGGUCAACAACCAGCACCAACUGGAAGCAAUUCUGUUAAUACUCCACUAACUAAUUUCUUAAAACGUCCACUUAGUCCUCCAUCACACUCCCCAUCGGCUAAACGUCAGGCAUUUGAGAUCCCUCAUCCAAAAUCCGUCCCAACUUUUCCAGUCGUUUCACCCGUUGAGAUCAACUCCACUGAGCGCCCCUCCUCUGCUAACCAAUUGCACCCUUCUCAACCUAUAAGUGCUGAUCAUGUACCAAUUAGAUCCGAGGAACAGGUUCAAUCACUUGCACAGGUGCCGACGCCACAAUCCGUGAAUCCUCCUGCUCAAGCUGAAGCUAAAUCCGAGGUCACACUUGACCUCGAGGUGCGGAUAGUCUUUACCGACUUGUCUGCCAAAGAGCAUGAAGUCAUUGUGGAGUUGGUUGAACAGAUGCCCAAGGAGGGCAUUGCCCCCUUCCGUUUUGUUGACAGUGUCUGUGAUGCCACUCAUUUGGUCACUCUUAAGCUUUCCAGGACCCUCAAAACCUAUCAUGCUAUGGCUUUUGGUGUGCCAAUUGUUUCUGCCAAGUGGAUUCAGGCCUCUCUCAUUCGUGGUGAUUGGCUUGCGGAGACUGAGUGGUUAUUGGAAGACCCAGAGGGUGAGCAGAAUUUGGGCAUCCAAAUGGCCACAUCCUAUGCACGUGCUCGAGAGAGACGUCUCUUAAGUAAACCAGGUCUUUUCGCGGAGUUAGAAUUUUGGUUCUCCCCAAUGGCUCACCAUCGUGCUGUCUGUGAAGAGCUUGUACGCCUAUGUGGUGGUCGUAUUCGUGAAAGGAGACCCACUCAAAAGAUGGCCCUCCUUACCAUUCCUAAACAAGUUAUUAUUUGUCAUGAAGAGGACGCGAAUGUUGCUGCCUAUCUAAUGAGGACCAAAACUGGAAAUCGCGCCGUACAUCAUGAAGAGUUUAUACUGAGUGGUGUGUUGCGUCAAGAGUUGGACUUUGAGUCUUACCAAAUCCAGUUGGUUAGCAUUCAAUUUGCUGAAUUGACAGCUGCAAUUAAUGCGAAUAUGAACAAUAGUAGUAGAAGUAAUGUUGAAAACACCAAUCCCAAUGCCAACGACAAUAGUGCUUCGGCCCCUGUACGUAAUGUAGAUCCCAGAAGUGAGUUGCCGGGUGCACCUCUUCAGUCUCCACCUUCUUCCAACACCGUAUAUAUGCGACCGCCUAAUCCCCCCUCCUCUCAACGCACUCAACCAACUCCCCCAACGUCAAAUACUCCACGAUCUUGUUUGGUGUUUGUUUCGGGCGCUCCGGAGCAAAGUAAUCAACCGGAGCAGCAGCAACCUCCUCAGUCCUCUGUAAUGUACUAUAUCCCUUCUGAAUCAGGUACACAGCCCUCAUCAGGAGUUCAACAGCCUAUUACAGGACCACUAAUGUAUGGUAAUCAGGUUCAGCCUCAUCAAAUCUCUGUGGCUCCUCCGAUGUCUGCUUCUGAGACACUUCCCAUGACAACUAUGCGCCUCCCAUCUGAAGGUGUUUCGGGCACUAGAUCGGCCACAAUGGCAGGAGAUGAGGCGACGGGCUUAAACGCGGCCCGAGUGGCAGCUAAUGACGCGCAUGUCGUUGCCUCAGCAACUGCAGCCCUAACUACAAACCCCACUCUGAUUGCGAAUAAUGCAGGUGGCGGUGGUGGUCAAGUUCAAGGCCAAUUGAUCAAUUUUAACUCCCCCCUCCAUCAACAAAAUCAACCAUUAAAUCAUCCGCCACCUCCCUCCUCUACGGGAAUGGUUUGUUGUCCUUUUGCAAUGCUAACAUUCCAUGCGUUUACAUGCCUGUGCGAAGUUAGAGAUCGCAAGUUCAUUGUCCUUCAGUAUACUCCUAGUGAGCUGAAUACUAACCGCGCACUGGUUUUAUAUGUCUAG